Molecule: messenger RNA, 4617 nt
Organism: Blepharisma stoltei
Lineage: Eukaryota; Ciliophora; Heterotrichea; Heterotrichida; Blepharismidae
Source: the annotation of a GenBank genome assembly
AUGGAGAAUAGCCAGAAGCAAGAUACUGUAAAGGACCUGAAAAAUAACUUAUUUAAACUAAAAAACUUUAUCUAUCGGCUUGAAUCUGGCUCAGAAAAUCUGAAUCUCAAAGAAAUUAUUUCAACUGAUCCUUCAGGGAGAGAAAGUAUUGUAGCUAUUGAAUCUUUGAUAAACAGGCUACAAACUCAAGGUCCAGGCUCAAAUAAAUCACUCGCGAUGUAUAAACUGGAAAUAAAAAAUCAUGAGCUGGAGCUUGAAAAGCAAAUUUCUGAAAAUCAGCAACAAAUUCAGCUUUUAAGAAGAGAUUAUGAACGUCGAAUCAGUGAGUAUGAAAUUAAACUUCAACAUAGUGGGAGUUCAUUAUCAAUUCCUCCAUCUAUAGAGCUGCUGCAGUUUCGCCAAAAUUCUGAAUUAAUUUCUAAUGACGAUAAGGCUGAACUUUUCAGGGCAAGAACCCAUGAAGCUGUAAACAAGCACAAUCAUGAUUUGAGCAAAGAAACACCUAGAUGACUUGAUGAGGACCGACUUUUUAGUUUGAGGUCUCACGAUUCAAAAUUCAAUGACUUGAAAGAAAUUUUAAAUUUGACUCAAGCAAGGCUCCAAUCAGUACUAAAAGAAAAAGAAAGCCUUCAAAACUUGGCUGAUCAUACCAAAUUAAGGCUUUCAAAAGUUGAAGAGGAAAACUCUUUGAUCUCAAAAAAAUACGAAGAAGCUCAGCAACAAAUCUGCGAUCUUCAAUUAAAAAGUAAUAAGACUGAAGAUCAAUAUGCGCAGCUUACUCCCCCCCCUCCCUGAGUGAACAAAAAAAUUUUGUUCACUCACGGUUAAUUUUUUUUUUUUUUUAAAAAAUUUAUAUAUAAAUUUUAUGAAAAAAUUUUUUUUUUCGAAAUUUAAAAAAUUCCUAAUUCGCAAAAAAUUGGAAAGCAAAUAUUAAUUUAAUUUACAAAAUUUAAGUUUUAAAAAGCAAUUCGUUUAAAAUUAAACAGAAUUAGCUCUAGAUUUCAUUAUACUAAUUAUCGCUUAUAUAUCAAAAUUUUUUUUCCAUAAAAAUUUUUUCUAUUAAAAAAAUUUUUGUUGACUCACGGAGGGUUGGUUUUUGGGCAAAAAAUAGGGAUUUUUCUAACGGUUUUGUUCUCUCACGGAGGGGGGAGUUUAGUAGCGAGUUUUCUCAAUUCAAAGAACGAUCUCAAGCCCAGGAGGCGAAACUUGAAGAUCAAAUUAAAAAGAAAUCAUUGCAAAUAGAGAAAGUUCUAUUGAAAAUGCAGCAAUUAAAUCAAAGAUUUUUGCAUACUAAACAGGAAUUGGAUGCUAAACAGCAAGAAAUUUCUGUAAAAGUCAAACUUUUUGAAAAAGAAAAAGAAUUAACUCAUUUAUUAGAGAAAUGUUUUUAUUAAAAAAAAAACAUGACUUAAACUAUCAUUCUAAAACAAGUUUUUCUAUAGCCAAGUAAGGAGUAAGAGAACAAACUGCAGAUGCUUUAUCCAAAAAUGAUAAGCAUAUUUUAAUUUUAAAAGAAACAGUCGACAAUCUUUUGUUGAAAUUAAAAGAAACUCAAGAAGAGGCAGACCGUGCUCAAAAGCAGCUCUUUCAAAAACUAACCUCUGAGCACAAUAAUGAAAUAAACUCUUUAAAAAAUGAGCAUUCUGCAGCUAUAAAGAAGUGCCAAACAGAAUGCGAAGAUCAAAUAAAUGAUUUAAAGAAAAAGCACGCUGAAAAAGAAAAAAUUCUUGAGGCUCAUUUUCAGCAAAGGCAUAGUGAAAAUAGAAAAUGAUAUGUUGACAGGAUUUUGGAAAAAAAUGAGCAACUCAGCAAACAAGAAGGGCUCUUUUAUGCUCAGAAAUCAGCUUUUCAAAACGAAAUUAACGUUCUGUCUGAGCAAAAUGAUCAAGUAAAGCUAGAAAUUGAAGCCCUGAGAAGAGAAAUGGAACUGAAAAAGCGAGAAGCAGAAUUCGCAGAGAGCAAGGCAGAAGAGAUACAAAAUAAACUUGACACGUCUACAAUUAAAGAAAAAGUCACUCAGGUCCAGUCAAAAACUACAUUCAAGGUGCUAAAUGAACAAAUUGCAAUGCUUGAAAGUGAAAUGGGUGAUCGUAUAAGACAUGAAAUAACAAAAGUUCUGCUAGUUCAGAAAGCAAAGAGAAAACAAUUGAAGAAAACUUGCGAAAGAAAGAUUAAGGAAAACCAGCAUUUUUAUGAAAAUGAAAUCAAAAAAGCAAAAGAUAUGGUUUCAACGGAAAAACAAGUCCUUAUUGACAUCAUUGGUGAAAAAGAAAAGCAACACUUACUAGCUCCACAAGUUAAUAGCGAACUAAAACAGCAGAUACUUCCUAAAGUUAUUUUUUUUUUUGAGUCCUUCAAUUAUAAUUAAAAAUUUCUAAAUAAAAUAUUUGAUCUAUCCUUUUAUUCCCUUAAAUUUUUCAAACUUUUAACACAAAAAUGAAUGUAAUAUUGUUCUUUGUAAAUCGGAGCGAAUAAGCGAACUUCAGAAUGAAAAACUAGUCCAGAAUAUAUUACAAGAUGUUGAAAUAAGAAACUCAAGAGUCAUUGAAGAGAAAAACCAGAUCUUAAUCAAUAAGAAAUUAGCGUUUAAAAAAAAAAAGAAGGAUCUUAAUGAACUCUUCCAAAAAGAAGUUGAAAACUUAAAGAUACUUGCCAUGAAUGAAACUGAAAGACUUCUCAGAGAGCAGGAAGAGAGCUAUAAAGAAGAAAUCAAGAGACUAAAAGAACAGUAUAAGCAAGAAAUAGUUAACAAAGAAGUACACUUCAGCCAUGGUGAAACAAUAUUGAAGGCACUUUAUGAAAAGCAAAUUAAAGAUUUGAAGGCUUUGGUAGAAUCAUUAAAAUUUGAUACUUCUGAAGCAAAGCGCUGCAAUCUUGAAAAUGAAAUUACACUAACUCCCCACCAUUCUUGAUCGAACGGCUCGCAAUCUUUCGAUCAAGGAUGGGGGUUUAAAAAAAUUUUUUUUGGGAAAAAAAAAAAUUUUAUAUAUAAAAUAAAAAAAAAUAUAUAUAUAUAUAUUUUUUUUUUAUUUACUUUUAAAUAAGAUUAGAUUAGAUUAGAUUAGAUUAAUUAGUUUUAGCGGGUCACGGAGGUUUAUUUCAGCCUCUACCCAGCACUGCCAGCUUCAAGCUUGCGCCCUAUGCACCGGCUCUGUAGCUCACUCCAUUUUCUGUCGACGUCACCAAAAAAUGGUGACGUCGCCAUCUGACAGGGAGACUCACCCAGGUACUCCAUUGAUCAGGGUCUAGUGAUCCGGCGCCGUCCUUUCUGGGGAGGGGGAAAAGUAGCCUCCCGGAAUCUCCUUCAGGUCCCCAAGCUCUACUACAAGCUUCCUCACUUUCCUUCUAGUCCUGAAGUUUGACUCCUGAUUCUGCGGCUCUGGUCUUCUCGUCUUUAUGAGAGGUAAAAAAACCUUGUCGUGGUAUCCCGACCAAGGUAAAAAACCCACCCUGGACACAAUAUCCAGGCCCCGUUUACUUCUUAAACCCGUAGUCCAUAAGGGUACAGGAGAAGGACGGGUCGGAUGGCUCGCCAUUUUAAUUGUGUGUUUUUAAAUAAGAGGGUUAAGAGUAUUUAAUAAUUCUUUUUACAGCAAAAAAUUGAAUUAAUUUCAUAAAAAUACAGUUUUUAAUAUUUUGAUUAUAUUAGUUACCACUUUAAACUGUUAAAAUUUUAAUUUAUUCCUAAUUGAAUUAAAAAUUAUUUUUUUAAAAUUUUAAAGAAAUCUCUAUUUAUUAGAUUAUUGAGUUUUUUAAGCCUAGGCUAAUGACUAAAUCACUUCAGAUAGUUGACUGUGUAGCUUUAUGUCGUCUCAAAGCUUCUGAAAACAACUUCAUUAUGUAUAUCUUCCCAAGCUUUUGAUAGCCAAUAUAUUUUUAUAUAUAUAAAAAUUUGCAUGAUAUGAAAAUCGUUCGAUCAAGGAUGGGGGUUAAUUUUCCCAAUUUUUAGGAAUUUUUACAGUCAAUCGUUCGAUAAAGGAUGGGAGGGGAGUAAGAAGCGAAAUUAAGAGGCUUCAAGAGAAUUUUGAGAGUGAAGUUCAAAAGAGCCUUGAACUCAAAGAGAAAAUUAAACUAUUAGAAAACGAAUUAGAGCAAAUAUUAGAAAAUUAUGAAAGUGCUAAGAGCAACGAAUUGGAUACGAAAGAAGAGCUUGAGCAAGAAGAAAAUAUUGAAAACGAGAUUUCUCUUAAGGAACAAAUUCAUGAGAAAGAUAUUAUUAUUAACGAGCUAGAACAAAAAAUUCAUCAACUUGAAGUAGAAAUAUUAAAAUUGAAAGAAAGCUUUCAGUCAAAAACCGAAAAACCGCCAACAUCAUUUACAAUAAUAAAUGAGAAGCUCAGAGAGAGAAUACUAGUUGCAGAAGAGACAGCUCAGCUUAAAAAAGAAAUCGUCUCUAAAGAUGAGGAAAUAAAAACACUCGAAAAAAACCUUGAAGAAUGCAAGCGAAAGAUACGAAAUAACGAAAAUGACUUAAAAUUUUUGUUUGAAAGCAAGAGCCCCUCAAAUAUUUCAACAAAUAAGUCUAAAAAGAGUCUUUCACCAAUAAAAGCACAUACUCCAAGAGGAAUUCGAUCUCGAAAAAUUAUUAAGCGAACCUUAUCUCCUGAUAAAUCGUAA